This is a messenger RNA of Meriones unguiculatus (Mongolian gerbil), 9218 nucleotides long. RefSeq names its product SEC14 and spectrin domain containing 1 (gene Sestd1). Lineage: Eukaryota; Metazoa; Chordata; Mammalia; Rodentia; Muridae. The transcript has 18 exons. The record is from RefSeq and is a predicted model, not a curated record. Bases 259 to 2349 code for a protein of 696 amino acids.
GCGAGGUCGCGCGGACGGGGCCGGGCCGCGGGUGCCGGGAGGUGGCCGGGCCACCCGCGCCGCCGCCCCCCAGCCUGACGCACGGAGGGCCGGGCAGCGAUUUGCCGCGGGCCCGCCGCCCGGGCCGCUCCGCCCCCGGCCCGCCUCCCUCCCGCCUCGCCCAGCUCUCCGCCCGCCGCGCCGGCGUCCCCGCGUCGUCCCCAGCGCCCGCCAGCCCGGCCCGCGCCAGCCAGGAGCAAGGACGUUUGCCAGAGUGAAAUGGAGGCGUCGGUGAUACUGCCCGUCCUGAAGAAGAAGCUGGCCUUCCUUUCAGGAGGAAAGGACAGACGCAGUGGACUCAUCUUGACAAUUCCGCUAUGCCUUGAGCAGACAAAUAUGGACGAGCUCAGCGUCACUUUGGACUAUCUACUCAGCAUCCCAAGUGAGAAGUGUAAGGCCAGAGGCUUUACUGUGAUCGUGGAUGGCCGCAAGUCUCAGUGGAAUGUGGUGAAGACAGUCGUCUUAAUGCUGCAGAAUGUUGUUCCGGCUGAAGUAUCCCUUGUCUGUGUAGUGAAACCAGAUGAAUUCUGGGAUAAGAAAGUAACACAUUUUUGUUUUUGGAAAGAAAAGGAUAGACUUGGCUUUGAGGUCAUUUUAGUGUCUGCCAAUAAGCUGACCCGCUACAUAGAGCCAUGCCAGCUGACAGAAGACUUUGGUGGGAGCCUCACCUACGAUCACAUGGACUGGCUAAAUAAGAGGCUGGUCUUUGAGAAGUUCACGAAGGAGUCCACGUCAUUACUGGAUGAACUUGCCCUGAUCAACAACGGAAGUGAUAAGGGGAAUGAGCAGGAGAAAGAAAGGUCUGUGGAUUUAAACUUUCUUCCAUCCGUUGAUCCUGAGACAGUUCUUCAGACAGGGCACGAGUUGUUGUCUGAGUUGCAGCAGCGUCGGUUUAACGGCUCCGACGGAGGGGUCUCGUGGUCGCCCAUGGAUGACGAGCUGCUGGCCCAGCCGCAGGUUAUGAAGCUGCUCGACUCGCUCCGGGAGCAGUACACGCGCUACCAGGAAGUGUGCAGGCAGCGCAGCAAGCGUACGCAGCUGGAGGAGAUCCAGCAGAAGGUGAUGCAGGUUGUGAAUUGGCUGGAAGGGCCUGGGUCUGAGCAGCUGAGAGCACAGUGGGGCAUCGGCGACUCCAUCAGGGCUUCCCAGGCCCUGCAGCAGAAGCACGAGGAGAUCGAGAGCCAGCACAGUGAGUGGUUCGCGGUGUAUGUGGAGCUUAACCAGCAGAUUGCAGCCCUCUUGAACGCUGGGGAUGAGGAGGAUCUUGUGGAGCUGAAGUCUCUGCAGCAGCAGCUGAGCGACGUUUGCUACCGGCAGGCCAGUCAGCUCGAAUUUAGGCAGAACCUCCUGCAGGCGGCUUUGGAAUUUCAUGGUGUGGCCCAAGAUUUGUCUCAGCAGUUGGACGGCUUAUUAGGGAUGUUGUGCGUAGACGUAGCACCAGCCGAUGGAGCAUCGAUUCAGCAAACUUUAAAACUGCUUGAAGAGAAGCUGAAAAGUGUUGAUGUGGGACUGCAAGGUUUGCGAGAAAAAGGUCAAGGCCUCCUGGAUCAGAUCUCCAACCAGGCUUCCUGGGCCUAUGGAAAGGACGUAACCAUUGAAAACAAAGAAAACGUGGACCACAUACAAGGAGUGAUGGAGGAUAUGCAGCUUAGAAAACAAAGAUGUGAGGACAUGGUGGACGUGCGGCGGCUGAAGAUGCUUCAGAUGGUGCAGUUGUUUAAGUGUGAGGAGGACGCUUCCCAGGCGGUAGAAUGGCUGAGUGAACUUCUGGAUGCCCUGCUCAAGACCCACACCAGGCUGGGCGAUGACGCUCAGGAAACGAAGGUUUUACUGGAAAAGCAUAGAAAGUUUGUGGACGUCGCACAGAGCACUUAUGACUACGGCAGGCAGCUGCUGCAGGCCACCGUCGUGCUGUGCCAGUCUUUGCGCUGUGCUUCCCGCUCCUCGGGGGACACGCUGCCUCGGCUGAACAGAGUGUGGAAGCAGUUCACGGUAGCCUCUGAGGAGAGAGUGCACAGGCUGGAGAUGGCGAUCGCCUUCCACUCAAAUGCUGAGAAGGUUUUGCAAGACUGCCCAGAAGAGCCUGAAGCUAUUAAUGAUGAGGAGCAGUUUGAAGAAAUUGAAGCAGUUGGGAAAUCACUGUUGGAUAGACUCACUGUCCCUGUGGUUUACCCCGACGGAACUGAGCAGUAUUUUGGGAGUCCAAGUGACAUGGCUUCUACUGCAGAGCACAUCAGAGACAGAAUGAAACUGGUCAGUCUCAAAAGGCAGCAGCUGAGACAUCCUGAAAUGGUGACCACGGAGAGCUAAUGUCCCCAGCUCCCACAGGUCCACAGGUCAUGCGCCCACAAGUCUUUGCAGUUGGCAUACUGCAGGGUUAGCCACAGCUCAUUAAGAUGCAUUUCACAACAGGAAAAGCCUUUCUUCCCACGACACGUCUCUCUAAAUGCUAACACCUCUCGACUGCCGAGGCCUACCACAUAACAUGCUCUGAGACUAUAGACUCCAGGGAUCUUGAAGAAGGAACUGUAAGCACGGUGCGGAGUCCUUGCUUUCACGCUGUACCGGGCUUGUCAGUGUGUAGAUGAGCAGCUGAUACUAAGCUUUGAAUGGUGCUAAUCAGAGUUUAGGAAUUCUCUCUAAAACAUGGUUGCCCUUCCUCCCCAGGUGAUGUAGGAUAUUUAGAUCAUAGUUAGAGUGUUAGUGAAUAGUGGUGUCCUCAAAAUUUUACUUUGUAAUUCUUCAAAAUGGAUUAUUUUUAUUGUCUAUAUGAAGAAAACCCUUCAGAUCUUUGAUAUAUCAUAUUCAUUGAAAGACAUUUUCCUACUGUAUUCAUAAUGUAUUAAAAGUUGUUUGUGCUUAAUAAAAGUCUUCUUUAAACAUCUUAUUUAAUUUGGUAGUUACAUCCUGGUUCUAAACACGAGUGCCUUACUAAAAGGGCAUUCUUAAGAUUGUGAGGACGGGUUAAUCAUUGCUUUUGAUGGUGGCUGCAUGUAUGUUAGGCAGGAAUUUCACAUUGUAUGCAUGUGUAUAUAAUAAAAAUAAGCAUGUUUAUUGUGAAGAGCAAUUUAGACAUUUAAGAACAUUAUAAUAGAAUACUAUUUUUAACUUUUCUCUUGAAAAGUGCUGUCCAAAAUAUUAACUACCCUGAAGACACUUUGUCUUGGGGGAAGGAGGGCUAAGGAUGAAGGUAUGCAUAAUUAUUUCAGUGUAAUCUUUUAUAUCACAGUAAUCACUCUGGAACUAAAGCAGAAACUGUUAAUAAUAUUUAAUAUCAUACUAGAGGCAAAAUCAUCCUGAAGAAGUCUAGACACAAAAACUGUACAGAUGUUUAGAAAUAAAAUUUGUCAUAUAAUGGUAAUGCUUCUAUGGUUGUAUUAAGUUAUAGAAUGUAUAUAGUUUAACAUUGUGUUAAUUUUUAUUUUAGAAGAUUUUUUUAAAGUGAAAAAUAACUGGGCUCAUCAGUACAAAAUUAUGCAAAGAACUGUAUGAUGGUUUAUUUUUGCGAUCUGUAGAGAUGCUCGCAUACCCUCCUAUGCUAAAGCCAGUUUCCCCAGCCUUCUUGUCUACCAGCUGUGAAUAAGUCCAUGUUCCUUGUCCAUCCAUCCUCCUCACUCACUCUGUGGCACCUUUCAUUCAGCUUAGAGCUCACUUUACAGGAAACCGUCCUUCUGAAAAUCAGCCAGAGUCUUCCAGUUACUGAGUUGAAUGUUUUUGCUCUCUGUCACGUCACCUCCCUUUUUCUCUAUUUCUAGCAUCUCUCCCAGUGUUCCAACCCUCUUCUAUCUUCUGCCGUGACUGAGAGUUUAGUUCUGGACUCAUUUAACGCAGGUCUGUUGCACAUGCGCACUCUGCCUCUGUCCUCUCGCUGGCUCAUUAGGCAUCUUAUCCCCAGUGUCCUGCAGGACAUGUCUGAUCUGAAAUGCAUGGCUUUCAGCUGCCUCCCUGCCGUUUCCACAGAAAUGAAAGACAUACUAUACUUGCCUUUUCUUCCUGGAGUAGUUUGAUUAAUGGUGCCACAAUGUCCAGGGCAAACUUCAACUGCUCCCCAUGUCUUACACUGCCGCUGCCUCUGAGACCAUCCAGACGUUCCUUCUAUACUUGAUAACCCUCCUCCGGGGCUCUCCUCCUGGGUAAGAGCUCCUGCGGGUCUUUCUUCAGUCUUCAUGACGGUGCUAAGCCUUUCCUGUUAUGUCGUAAGUCCUUCUGGGGGCUGACUCUUGUCUCACAGGUCUUGUGCCCACACCUCUCCUUGUAUGUAGCAUGUUUGGUCCUGCACCUGUCUUCCAUUAUAGCAUUAGUAACAACCCUCCUCUACUGUACUAUUUCCUAGAGUCAGGACUGCCUUGUAAAUCUGUUUCCGUGGAAUAAGCCUGAUAUUUUAGACCCUUAGACACGUAACUUUCAGAUGUUUGUUCCUUAUACUCACUCUCUGUUCCUUUUUCUGAGUUUCAGAUUCACCAGUGUUUCUAUUGACUUUGUAAUUUACCAUCAGCUCAUGGAUGCAUGAUUCCAAAUGGGUUAACUUUCACAGUCCUUAAGCCCACUUUCCUGUAAAAAGUAAAGAAAGACAAAAUAUGGGAAAGCAUGUGCGAUCUGCAUAGUUACAUGAAACCAGAUACACAGAAUGAGCAUGGUCCCUUCAUUGGAAAAUGUAGGCCUCUUUUCGUUGUGUGUAUCUUGAUAGAUACACAAGAUUUAUGAAUAAAAACCCAGCAAUGCCCCAAACCGACUUUUCUCCUGUGCUCACAGCUCAUGUAGAGGACAGACGAAGGCUGGGACUUCAGCUUGUUUGAAAUCUCAGACCUUUGCUGGCGUUGGCCUACAGACAUUCAAAAUCCUUCUUCCUAACUGGUUCAAGGCCACAGGCCCGUGCAUGUCUUUAGUCCUUCCUAGGGACUGCCUGGCAUGUUAGUUGGACGGCUUCUGUUAGCUUGUAUCUGGUUGGCUGCUGCUUUCCUUCCUUCCUUCCUUCCUUCCUUCCUUCCUUCCUUCCUUCCUUCUUUCUUUCCUUCUUUCUUUCUUUCUUCUUCCUCCCCUUCCCCCCUCCUCCUCUUCUUUCUCUUCUUUUUGGCCUAUAUCUUUGUUCCUGUGUAAACUCAGUAGACAAUGGCAGCUUGAAGCCAUCUCUUAGUGCAUGUCUGACUCAGCAGAGCUGUGAGGCAAAGAUGAUAACUUCCUUUUAAGUCUUUUGGCUUUAUUCCCAGCUCUCAUUGUUUUGACCUUAUUGCCCAGGUCGAGUCAUCAGUGACACUGGUGAGGGCGCAGCCUCUUAGCUGGCAUUCUGUGCUUGAGGGUUGACUGGAUCUCGUACUCUGUUGGGGUUUGAACUGGCCUGUGAAUGUCCCCUACUCUUAAUAGUUUGUCACCUCCUUACUUCAGGUCAUGGACGGUCUGCUAUUAGCGUUGCUGCUGUCAUUCUUCUCAGUGAGAACAGGACAAGCUGAUUUUUUUUUCAGUAGUUCUAAGCAAAUCUUGUUUUCUCUUCUAACCCCCUUUGAUGCCAUGGUGUGACGGUUGGAUUGGGCGGAUGUAUCCCACUACACAGGCCAUGUCGGUAGGGACCAUCAGCAUUCUUUCAUACACUGCAAGUGCUUGCCAGAAGAGAUGGUUUGUUCUUACGUAUGCCUCACACCCUACCCCAAACACACCAAGUCAUCAGAACAACAUGAUGGCUGCUAAAAACUAAAAGAGACUAUAGCUGAUGUAACUCUGUAGACCUUGAGUUUGUAGAGAAGAUACAGGCCUAAAUAAGCAUCAUUAAAUAGGCAGUCAUCUAUGGAAAGGCUUGUACAGUGCUGCUGUCUUUCAUUAAGCACCCAAAGGGAAAGCUCUGCAGGACAAACAGGAUUAGCGUUAAUGUUCAGUUCCAGAAGUCAAUGUUCCCCAUCGAGAGCAGAAAGUAGUCUCCAUGAAACAAAGUAGUAUUUGGCCCUGCUCAACUUUUCAGAAUAAAUAUGUGUCAAUGACUAUCCUAGAGACUCUGAAAUAUGCAAAUGUACAAGUCAUCAGUUUCAAUAAUGAAUUACAGUAAUCCUCAGAAGUAUUGAAAACUGAAGGGGCAAAUACAGUGGAAGAUAUCAUUGCUAUUCUCCUAUAUUUCAGAGCAGAAAAUAGUAUUCUGAAUCUUGCUCUGUCUCGAGUGACAUUCAUGGAGUGGCAGAGACCACACACUAUUUAUCUGCUCUGCUCCAUAACUUCCUCACCUCCACCCUCUCGCCCUCACCCCUUUAGCCCUACACCUUACCCGUUUGCUUCCCCCUCACUCCUACUCCCUUCACCUUACUCACUUCUUCACCUCUUUCUCCUCAUCCGUAACCUUUCACCUCCACCCCUGACCUCUACCCUUUCACCUCUGCCUCCCUUGCUCCUGCCCCCUUUUUGCCAGUGGAUAAGGAAACGUAUAUUCAGAUUAUAUAUCUGAGAUGCUGAGGGUAGAUUUGGUACCCUCAGCAGUAUAGUGAAGCUCUAAAACUGACAAAUUCCCCACUGUGGGAGGAAAAUAGAACAGUCAGACAGAAGACAAGACAGGAUUAUCAUCUGUGCUGUGUUUGACAGGGCAUGAGUCAACUCCACUAACUCCGUCAGUUAACAUAAGCCAAAGAAAGAUGACAUGGUUGGAGUGUAAAGAAAGGAACAAGCCAUAAAAGCAAGAGCAUGAGUCUGAGGGUAUUUGUAGAAUCUCCCAGUACUGAGGUAAAGAUGACUUGAGACAACCAUUAGUGUCAGUUUCGGUUAGAGAAGAGGCGGUUUGACAAACUCGGGCAGUGAUAAUGGGGAAGACUGGUCUUGUAAUAGAGGCUCAAGUGAGGGUGUGCCCUGGCAGUGCCGUGGAGGUGACGCUCAGUAUGACUUAAUGCCGCAGUGGGAGUUUAAAGUGAACUUGAGACAAGAAUAAACACUAGACUGUGCACUUGAGGAAGAAGCAGAACCUGUGCUAGGACAUGAAGAUCUUCAAGAGCACGAGACAGCCAGCACUGAAACUAAAUAUUUUGAAAGCUGGUGAAUAAAUUGUUUCAGAGAAUCAAGAUUAUUUUUGUGAGAACUCUUAAUGAGGCAAGAUGCAGUAUAUAAUUUUUAUAUGUCAUGAUACAGGAAUUCUAAACAUGGCUAAAAAUAGUUACUGUCAAGUAUUAAGAGCAGAGCUGUGAAAGUUUGAAGGAAGGCAUGUGGAACGCCAUGUCUGAAUGGAGCGUUGCACUCUGAGGCUGCUUCCUAGUGAAUCUUGAGGAGGCAUCUUGGAAGUACAGACAAGUCAAAUGCAGAGCGAGCACGUAGGUCUGUCCACUGGCGACAGUGGCUUCUCACUCUGCACACUGAAGCAUCACGCCCUUCUGUCUCGUUUUUCUGACUGUCUUAGUUUAUAAGGUGGAGCACAAACCAUUCUUAGGGUCACUUUUUCUCCAGCCUUCAUCUUAGCUUGGGUGAUAUUCUCCAUAGCCAGUCAAGUUGCUCAGAGUACUGUUAUCUGGUAGGUGUGCUUCUCCAGAGCCGUGAGAUGAUCGAACUAUCAGUUGGGCAGCUUUUAACAAGAGAAGUGGGAGCUGAAUCACUUGCCUCACACUCUGAAGGGAAGCUCAGUUUUCUAAAUUGGCACAAAGUAAUACUUGACGAUUACAAUGUCAUCUGAACAUUUGGGGGCAGUAAAUGUCGAACCUUCCGUUUUCUCAAGGUUUUCUUAUAAAAGCUUAAAGUCUAUAAAAUAAUGUCAUAGUAUUCCCACCACCUCAGCAUUAGUUACACUUGCUUUGUCCAUGUCCAUCCAGAAUCUAUUUUGAUGCAUCUGAGACUGCAGGCUUCUUCCACUUAAAUAUUUCCGUACACCUCUCACUGCAGGGGUGCCAUCCUUGCUUGUAGCUUUCUGGCGACAGAAAUUACAUUCCUAGAAUCUACAUGCAUGGAACAUUCCCGUGCUCUGUGUGUGUGUUUAAAUAUAUCGAGUAUUAUGUAGAGGGAAAUCUACCCCUCUAAAAGUUCCCACACGACCCUUCUCACCCAUCAUUGUCCCCACAUGACAAGCACUGUUUUUUGUUUUGUUUUGUUUUCUGCUGUAAGCUAGAUGUUCCAUUUUAGAGCUUGUUUUUAAUUCACAUCACAUCAGGUUCUCUCUUUUACAAGGCAUCUUCACUACUGUUGUAUUCGGGAGAUUCUUUCAUGGACUUUGCAUUACUAUUUCAUCCCCAUUCUACUGCUGAGUAUUAUCCCAUUUAUGAGUGUAUAUUGCCACUCAUUUCCCCAGUUCCUUAUUGGAUAACUGGGAUGUUGGACUAAGUUACAGUGAUCAUUCCUAAGCACAGCUAUGUGAAUAUAGUUAUUUGUUUGCUCAUGAGUAAAUACUUAGAAUUUCUGGCUUGUAGAGUGGUUUUUUAAAGAAAAAAAAAACUAUUAUUUUGCCAAUGUGUUGUCAUGUUCCCUGAUUUUUUUAAAAAUAUAUCUUGGGUGUAUAAAAAGGUGUAAAUGAUUUUUCUGAUUCCCACGUUGAGAUGGUAAGAGAAAUUGGGGGUAGAAAUGACAUCACUUGUGUAUGAAUGUGGUAGUUGGGAUAAGAGGGAAGGGUUCCUCUCUGCCACAAAACAGCUCCCCCAGAGGUCCCUAAGACCAACUAUGCUACUUCAUUAGCUAGAAGAAAUGGCACUAGCUCGAUUAUGUUACCUAGACCACCAACUUUCAGUAAGCAGAGUGAGAGGAAUCAUUGGGUAGAAGAGAACACUGUGGUGGAAGUGGAGAGGCCAGGAAAACACAAGAGCCAGUUCCCGGCACCACAGCAUGAAAAAGGCAUCUGUGCAGAGAAGUGCCCAGGGGGUGGUCAGGAAUUCAGAAAACAGGUUGGGAAGAACUCUACCUCACAGUUUUACGUAGCAGAUAGGUAUGGCUUUGUAGACAUUUUAGCCUUUAAAUGUCAUAAUUUCCAUCUUUUCAGCUUAACUUUGUUUGCUUCAUACUUGGGUGACUUUUUUCUCCUGUGUAUUAUCCUCCUCUUCUGUUCUAUUACACAGAGUAUUCACCUGUAAAAUUACGGUCAUGCAUAUGUUUUCAGUGCCCAUGUUCAAAUGCCUUUGUGUUACUUACCUAAUCUUUCCAAUGAGAUUUUUAAGGGCUGGGAAAUUUGGCUUCUACUGUAAAUCCUUAUAAUGUGCCCAAUUGUAAAUAUGCAAUAAAAAUCAUAAAAUUCAAUGGCA